This is a messenger RNA of Patiria miniata (bat star), 486 nucleotides long. RefSeq lists its product as uncharacterized. The coding region runs from base 42 to 383 and encodes 113 amino acids. The record is from RefSeq and is a predicted model, not a curated record. The transcript has 3 exons. Lineage: Eukaryota; Metazoa; Echinodermata; Asteroidea; Valvatida; Asterinidae.
AAUUCAGCGAAGAAUUGGAGCGCCUUCGCCGUGAAGUCCGCAUGUACCGCAUGGAGCUCAGCAACCGGGAAGGCAACUUCAAUCGCAUGUUUACCGACAGCUCACCGGUACGCGUUGACCACCGGGCCGGGGGCCUGGCCGUAACGCGAACGACAGGCCGACCGCAGAUGGAUUCUGCCUUAACAGUGGGUAACCGCACUCCGCGGGACACAAACGACAACCUGCAGCCGCAGUACCGCCCGGGGUUGAACCGGCUCCCGACCCUGUCCAUGGACAGCCGUCAGAGGGCGACAAACAGCCACAGCAGCGGGAGAACCCACCGACUGGUCGGAACGCCAAGAGAGCGGCAGACAGCUGGCUAUCCAAUGCCUGGAUUUCACUGACGAGAAUUUAGGAAUUCGGACAUCACUGGUCUCUUUGACGAACAAGACAAGACGCAUACCUAAUAAUGACGAGAGCGGGGCAGUGCUAUCAUAUAGGAUUACC